CAGUCCUCAGACACGAGUCUCGCGGCCACAGCAAAGCCCCCUCGGAGGCGGCCGGACCGAGCCCUGACCGUCGGACCGACGACGGAGUCCCAGAGAGCAGGGCGGAUGGACACCUUCAGCACCAAGAGCCUGGCCCUCCAGGCCCAGAAGAAGCUCCUGAGCAAGAUGGCAUCCAGGGCGGUAGCGGCCGCGUUCAUCGACGACACCAGCAGCGAGGUGCUGGACGAGCUGUACCGCGCCACCAAGGAGUUCACCCGCAGCCGCAAGGAGGCCCAGAAGGUGGUCAAGAACCUGGUCAAGGUGGCCGUGAAGCUGGGUGUCCUGCUGCGCAGCGGGCAGCUGGGCGGCGAGGAGCUGGCGCGGCUGCAGCGCUUCCGGCAGCAGGCCCGCCGCCUGGCCAUGACCGCCGUCAGCUUCCACCAGGUGGACUUCACCUUCGACCGGCGCGUCCUGGCCGCCGCCCUGCUUGAGUGCCGGGACCUGCUGCACCAGGCGGCGGGCGCGCACCUGACCGCCAAGUCCCACGGCCGCAUCAACCACGUGUUCGGCCACUUGGCUGACUGCGACUUCCUCGCCGCGCUCUACGGCCCGGCUGAGCCCUACCGCUCCCACCUGCGCAGGAUCUGCGAGGGUCUCACCCGGCUGCUGGACGAGGAGAGCAUAUGACCUCCGACCUGACCUCCGACCUCCUCGUUCCGGCUUGCCGCUGGGGGCGGGGCUUGCGGGGGGUUUUUAACCUCUUUUCUCCCAGUCUGACUCUGGCCAAAACCACCCCGCCCAACACACACACACACACACACACACACACACACACACACACA
Aethalodelphis obliquidens (Pacific white-sided dolphin) is the source of this 821-nucleotide messenger RNA. It is a transcript of the gene TIPE1, whose product is annotated as TNF alpha induced protein 8 like 1. Gene Ontology annotation, biological process: regulation of apoptotic process; negative regulation of TOR signaling. The record is from RefSeq and is a predicted model, not a curated record. The transcript is spliced from 2 exons. Lineage: Eukaryota; Metazoa; Chordata; Mammalia; Artiodactyla; Delphinidae. The coding region runs from base 106 to 666 and encodes 186 amino acids. Gene Ontology annotation, cellular component: cytoplasm.